AUGGCAGGCGACAAGAUACCGACGCUGCACUCCCUCGAGAAGCCAGAGGAUCUCAAGACGCUCAUCCGGCAAGACCGUGGCGAUGACUGCCUCGGUUGCAGGAUAGUCGGGAGCGGAGCUUUUUUCGGCCUCGCUGCCUACAGCUACUUCUCCGGAAUGUCCCAGCUCGAAAAGCAGCGGGCCUUGAUCAUCCAGAAAAAUACCAUGUUCGGCAUGAGGAGCCGGAAGUUUGGCAUCGCCACCAUCUCUGCCGGUAUUUUCUGGAUGGGAUUAUGGAGGGCUUUCCGAUGA
Messenger RNA from Drechmeria coniospora, 291 nucleotides. RefSeq lists its product as uncharacterized. The coding region runs from base 1 to 291 and encodes 96 amino acids. Lineage: Eukaryota; Fungi; Ascomycota; Sordariomycetes; Hypocreales; Ophiocordycipitaceae. The record is from RefSeq and is a predicted model, not a curated record. The transcript is spliced from 2 exons.